AUGAGAACGCAAGAUCCACCGGUGGCUUCUUCUGAAACACCACCAACUACAUUAGGUAUAUAGUAUAUAUAUAUAUAUAUGCUCAAGAUUGGACAAGAGUUUAGUAGUAACAUUUAUUUCGGACCAACCAGCAAAGUUUCCAGGGAAUUUUGGUCAUAUAAAUUUGUUAAAAGUUUGAAUGAGUAUGGCUCUUGACCGAUAUCGAAAGCCCAGAGCAUCAUCAAGGAGCCGGGAAAGUUUGAAUAAUGAAAAAUCAGUUUCUCUGGUUUAAAUUGCAGCAGUGGUACUUCGUCUUGUCUAGGAUAAUGGGGAGCUUAAGCCAAAGCGUUUUUGAGCGACGAAAGUUAACCGGAAGUGGACUUUUUGUGUCAUUGGGUUUGGUUGAAACUCUGGGGUAAAUCUUCUUUACAAGAGGAAAUAAACUUAGCAUUACAAAUUUGUUAGCGUCAAGGCAUGUAAAAAUGGAGAAGGCCUCAGUUCCGAUUGACAUGCGUUGCUCAAAAACGUCUUUGCUUAAGCUUCCUAAUAGUGAAACGAACUGCAAAUAUUGUUUCAUCACACUUAUGAUCUUGACCUUUUUAGUUUGUAUAUUUUGUUUUCAAUUUCCAUUCCCGUCCACCCGAUCAGGUACCCCAAAGAAUUAUUUCUUUGAAAUGUCGCCCUAUGCACGUGCAUCGACUUGAAUAGGCCAUUUCCGAGUUCCCUCGGCCUCUGUAUCAAAACGAGGUUAAGUGCUCAGCCUUUGAUAUGAAAAUGAUUUUUCAUUCUCAUGCAAAUAAAACUCAUUUUCACGAGAAAGGUUGUGCACUUCACCUCAUUUUGAAAGUGAGGGUUUCGCAACUCGGAAGUGGUCUAUUAAUGUAUACAUGAUUUAUGAAACGACAAAAGGCAAAUUCCCUGGAGAGAAUCAUAUGGUCUGAAUUAGUAAAACAAAACAUACAGGCUCUUUUACUUCUUCACAGUAUUAUACAGGAAGGAUAUCAAUUAUUGCAGAUGCAAGUUUGAUCACCUUUGGGUUUCAAUUGACUACUCGCGACGGAGCCCCUUAGCUAAGUUACUUGUUUGAUUAUUACUCAGAUGAAUAGAAACGCAAUUUUAAUGUUGUCCCACCUACAGGCCAAGUGAACAGUGAUGGAGAAUGUUCAUCGUUCGUAUUGGAUAAUCCAAGCGAUUCACAAAACAUUCCACCAGUCACAAUUCCUGAGCCAACUUGGACGCAAACUCCAUCCAUUGUAAAGAUCGCAAACGGUACGUAAGUCUGAUAUUGGCAGUAUCCAACUGCGUUUACGGACAUGAUUGUAGAAGAGACUAAUGCAAGAGAAAUAAUAAUAAUAAUAAUGAUAAUAAUAAUAAUAAUAAUAAUAAUAAUGAUGAUGAUAAUAAUAAUAAUGAAAAUGAUGAUAAUAAUGACGAAUGUAAUGAUAAUGAUAAUAAGUUAUAUUAAUAAAUAAGCAUUCUUAACAUUUGUAACAAAUACCCAAUAUUGGUUAGAAAGUGUCGCUCAAGGUUACAAUCUUAAAACUAAGUAAAAAAGACCCCAUGGCCAUGGCAAUUCAUAGCUCAAAUUGUGGUGCUCAUCCGUUCUUUCGUAAACCAGGUAUAUAAUGUAUAAUUGAAACUAAUACACUUUAAGAAUACAAUAAUAAUAAUAAUAAUAAUAAUAAUAAUAAUAAUAAUAAUAAUAAUAACAAAAUAGCUUCUCAUGUUACUCCUUUAGUUGCGGUAAUAUCUAUGGCUGUUUCUUAUAUUAUUACCGACACAGGUCAAGUCCAGUUGGCAAGGAGAAAGGUUUUGAAUUGUAGAACUCUACCAACUUAAAGGGACAGUGUCCCGAUUAUGCGCACGCGCGAGCGUCAUCUGUUUUUUCUUCACAAGACAAUAGAACUGUCAUAUUGACUCGACAAGAUUUCCUUCCGGACCGCACCGCCUACGGAGAUUUGUUAUUUAUAUUCUCAAGUAAUAUUUUAGACUUUCGAAGAAGUCCUUCUUUUAUAUAAAAAUUUGGCUCGCGGUUCGAAGACUCGUCGCGAUUUUAUCGCAUCUUUUGAUUUCGUGACAACCUGUCCAAAAAUCAAAGUUUGGUGCAUGCGCAGAAACGGGAUACUGUUCCUUUAAACUUAGGAACUUUCCAAUCUCGUUCCCAGAGGCCGCGAGGAACGUUCUAUGUAAUAACGCCUUUGCCUUAGGAACAACAAUUUUCCAUUGCUAAAAUGACCAGCUAGAAAUGACAGAACCGUCUGUGAUCAUGGCCACAGUUAGCACAUUCGUGCUUAAUACCGUGACAUACCCUAAAAUUCCGAAAAUAAGCCCCGGGGCUUAUAUUUUUCAAAGGCCCUUUUCGAGGGGCUUAUUUUUGGAGGGGCUUAUAUUCUGAGGGUCUUAUCUACGGAGGGAAAUUUGCGUUUCAAAAUCGAUUGGGCUAGCCUUGAGUUGGAAGUAAAUUUACCGUUUUUGCUUUGCUUUACUUUGUAUUUGAGGGCAAUUUUCCAAUUACAAGCCCCGAGGGGGCUUAUAUUUGGAGGGACGAUUUAACGGAGGGUUUUUUGCGUUACCGGAUUGGGGGGCUUAUAUUUGGAGGGGCUUAUUUUCGGAAUUUUACGGUGCAUCGUCAUAAUAAAGUGUUUUUUUUUCUUCCGGCGCUGUUUAUUUUAGGUCAUUAUCAAGCACUUGGGCGCGUCAUUCACAUGAAAUAUUUACAUGACCAGUUGAUUGCACAUGAAGAUUUUAGCUUUGCUGAUUCAAGGAGGAGCAUGGAUGAUCUCGUACAACAACUAGAUAUACUGGCAGAUACUCUUUACAUUAAGGUUAAACGUUACUCGGCUUUCAGACUAGAGCCUUUUAUCAAUAGAUCAUUCUGGGAAACUGCCCACCUACCCCUCCCCUAAGAUUUUGCUCUAAGUGAGAAGUAAGUGUUAAUUUUAGCUUAGGGGAGGGGUUGAUCGGCAGUUUGCCAGGACGUUUUUAUCUCCCCAUGUAUGGUAAUCAAGAUUCCGGAAUCCGGGGAAAUGUUUACUUGUGGAACAUGGAAUCCAGAAUCCUGGGCUUAGGAAUCUGGCAUUUAGCUUAAGGAAUCCAGAAUCCCACUAACGAUUGGAAUCCGGAUUCCAGUACCUGGAAUCCGGAAUCCACAGCGUGGAAUCCAGAAUCCAAGACUGUCUUUUAUUCCCCUUACGUGUGGGAUUUGGAUCAAUAUACGUUUCUAGGAAACUGCCCACCUACCCCUCCCCUAAGUCAACAUUAACACUUACUUCUCACUAAGGGCAAAAUGUUGGCUUAGGGGAAAUACCUCUCCAAAGCACAAACUGAAUCAAAAUACAAUUUACCCUCUUAUGAACAUUACUUAAGUUCCUUGUUUCUAUUUUUUUUGCCAUCUGCCGGUUACUCUUGUUAUAAAUUGAAGUCAAUAACAUAUAUAUUUUUUGCUUUUCUAAAAGUUUCAACUAAUGAACGUCCUGUUCGUUACUGUUUCAAACCCUGUGCAUCAAAUGAAUUAUGUUUUGUUGAUUUGCUUGGUAUAUUUUUCUUACAGGAUACCACUGAGCUUCGAGGCAUUAAACAUGUUAGGAUAUACGCACGAGAUAUCGUUGCUGCUGCAGAUAGUAAAAUAACUUUCUCUUCGCCAAACUGGGAUCAACAGUUUUCCACACCAACCCCGCAAACUGGACGAAACGGAGACAAUGGGGAGAAUGGUGUACACGGACCUCAGGGUGAGAAAUUUUUACCUUUAAUAUUUUUAUAUAUUUUUAAUGACAACAACAUUUUCAUUGUCUGAAAAGGCAAGGGCUACUUCGAGGAAAACACGAACGAAGACUUCAACAAAUGUUUUACUACAUGUGAACACGAACAACGAAGUAAUUAAAUUCCUACAAAGAGGACAAAAUAAAGAUUAUAAUACAGACAUACACAACCUAAACACGACUGUAAAACGAAAUGCAAGGAAACGAUAAAAAACGAGGCUGCUUACCAAAUGCUGAGAAGGUUUACAAGGUUUGGAUUUCGGGGAACCGAGAAAAAAUUAACACAGAUAAGCGAACUCUCAAGACACGUUAAAACGCUGCCUUGAAAAGGGCGAGAUAACAAGCUAUUUUCGACUAAAAUUUACAUACGGCGUGAAAAGAAAUAAAGGAGCAUAAUUAGCAAAAUACCAGAGUGAGGAAAAAACAAAACAAAAAGAAUACACGAUAACGAGUAAGUACAAGUAAAAACGAAAACAAAAGGAAAUAUUUGCCACAACAUUACCAUUAGCUUUAUACAAUUGUUAUUGUGAUAAAUGUGUAUAUGAAGUAAAUCAUUCUUGUUUUGAUUAUUGUUAUUAUUAUCAAUAUCGUUAUUCAUUUGACAGGAGGCGAUUCUGAUUUGAUUAUUGUUUGCACUAUCGUCAUCAUUUUUGUCAUUAUCAUUAUAAUUAUCGUCAUCGUUAUCAAUAUCGUCAUCAAUAUUUUCAUUUAUUUUGAACAAUUUUAGUUGACCUUUAUAUGGAUGUCAUGACCGGUGUUCUUGAUGUCACCUCUAACGCGGGAGAUGGACACAAAGGUCAAGACGGCGGCGCGGGUGCACCUGCAGCGGCCAGCGGACAUACGGUUUGAAGCAUGCUAACUGUCUGUAACUGUCUGCUAACCACUGUAACUCCAUUCAUAAGACGAAUGGAGCUACACGGGUAACGCAAUAGAGCCAAAAAGUCACUGAAUUGAGGAAUUCACCCCGAAACACACAGAAAUGCAACAAAGAUAAACCUUCUUUAUUUAGUAUAACGAUAUUUAUCGUUCGCAGACCUCAAUAUUUCAUUUCUCAUACAAACUCUCAACGAUCGCUCGUAACGCGAUACCGACUCGAUCGGGUCCACCCUAGUAACUUGAGCUUGUUAAGCCUAUGCUUCAACCUUGAAGAUUCACUAAUAUCCAACAUUGAUCGAUCUAGCACCACUCAUUUGAGGUUGGUCGAUUUGAAACAAUCUAACAUGCUACAUAUUUAAAAAAUGUUUGCGGACUUCAAUGAAACUAAACCAAAAUCCAACACUGUCUACUUGCUAUAUUUGAAAAUUCUUAAAAUUCCGAGAGAGGGUUGAGGGGAAAGAAAACUUCCGGGAAAAUUUGGGUAUACAUCGCAGGUUGUCCUCUUCUUUGGAAAUUUUGGAAAAUGCUCUACUGUUCCAUUCGCCACUGGAAGUUGCCGAAAAUUCAAACCAGACGUUUAGGUUAAAUAGAAAGCGCCCGGUGUCUCGGCCGUUUUCUCCUUGCCAUUCUCCUUUACGAGCAGUUAUACAUGGCGAGGGAGCCGUCUGGGAACGAGGUAGUGUAGGUACUGUUUUAUUUUCACAGCAACCUGCCAAAAGUGGGUGGGCUUGUUCAAGUCAAACUGAUUACUGCACCUGCGAUGACAUCAGAGGACUUAAUGGGAUCAAGGGGACUCGUGGAGGCAACGGGGGAAAUGCAGGAACCCCUGGUGAGAUCUAUCAUUAGUUUUCAGGGGCAACAAUUAACCAUCGUCAAUGGGGUGGUGCCGCUGAGCUCAUCAACGGCUACCCCGCGAUGAAAAGGCUGUGUAGAUGGCUACGAUGACUGAGAAAUGUCCAAACCUUGAUUUGAUAAAAGUAGGGAGAUUUCUUUUGUCUCUUUAGCAUCUGUCAAACAGACAAUAACAAUGAAAUGCAGUUUCAGUUAUUGCGGGAGCAAAAUUAAUAAUAGUCACGUAUAAUUUUAUAUGUGCAAUAAUUGUGAAAGGUUUGAACCCAGGAGUCAUUUCAAAAGUAGGUUGAGUUUGAUCGUCCGGGUGAACGUAGUCCUGAAUAGGUCUGUUGUUGUUGACAGUGACUGACGUUUUGACAACCUUUGCGGUAGUCAUCUUCAGAGUCAAAAUGAGUUGUAUCACGUCAGUUGAUGGUAUUAUACUCUGGUUAUUGAUCUGAUUGGUCAAAUACGUCGCGAUGUUAUUGUUCGUCUGUCAGUUAAGCCGUGAUGUUAUUGGCUAUGAAGACUUGUAAUCAGUAAUUGGUGCGUUUCGAUCCGUCUAUUGUCACAGUUAAACAGUCGUCUAUUGUUAGUCAAAUUGUCAGUUCUAUGUGCAACAAUACUGUAUAAUCGAAACUGUAGGGAUAUCUAUUGAUAAGGUUUUUUAAGCUACUUAAACAGAAUACCUUGCAACAAUCAAUUUUCCGUAGGAAAUGGUGGAAACGCAGGCAAUGUACACAUUCGCUACAGGCUUUUAAAUGGGCAAAUAAAGUUAAAAUCUUGCAGAGGAAGCGGCGCGCCUGCGGCUAAUAACGGAGUUGGUGGAACGGGUAAGCACAGAGAAAAUUAUUUCAAUACACUGUGAGUAGUAAUGCACCUUAAACACUAAAUUAUAAAUAUUAUUUCAAGCUUCGCCAUUUUAUUACUUUUAAUAAGCAUGGAGCUCAUUUCAUCUAUUAGGAUCGCAAGUAAAUAAACAAAUAAAUAGAUUAAUCAAUCAAUUAACAAGGUUGUAGUCUUGCCGCAUUCCAACGUUGAUACUAUAUUUGACUUGCAAAACACUUGAAUAUCUGGCAAAGAAAACGGAUCAGUCUGUCUCAGUCCGCCCCAUGUAAGGCACACUGUGGAUUCCGGAUCACACGUACUGGAUUCCACUUUUCUUGUGGAUGGAACUUGGAUUCCGGUUCCCUGGGAUCCCAAUCGUUAGCAGGAUUCCGGAUUCAUUUAGCUAAAUUCCGGAUUCCAAGGGCUAGGAUUCCGGAUUCCAUUCCGGAUAACCUCACACUUGGGGUGACUCAGUCCAACUAAAAACUUUCCCUAACUUGUAGGUGGCGCAGGAGGAAGAGGAGGAGUUGGAAGAAACUGUGAUCCAGACUAUAUAGACUGGAUUGACCGUGAUAAACCAUCAAAACUCCCAAGGGGACCACCUGGCUAUAAGGGUAAAAGCAAACUCGUUCCCAGGGUUCUCUUCUACUCGUCCGCCGCAGCCGUCCGAGGGACAAUAAGAGGGACUUUUAGCACCGACGACGGCGACGGCAGCAAAAACGUCACUUUUAAAGUGAAUAGGCGUUUUUUUUCAAACUUUGUCGCGUUUAUUCCAGUUCGAUGAAAAUGUCUAAAGUAGGCAAAUUUCCCUGGAGUUGAUUUCUUGGGGACCGAACUCAAGUUUAGAAACAGAAAGAAAGUUUCGUCGUCGCUUGUUUACGUCCUCCAUAAAACGUGAAAUUAGGCAUUUUCACGUCGUAGUCGUGUGGUAACGGCAAAGAAAUGUACAAAAAAGCGUGAUGCACGUGCAAACUUGUCAGUUGUUUUGUUCAAUAAACCUAUAUUUUUUACGUUUUCGUUGCCGUUGCCGACGUCGUUGCUAAAACUCCCUAAGGAAAGAACCCUGGGUACAAGGUUGAGGUAAAAGUGGAUUUUCACGGUCGCGUAUAAUUUUCAAGUGCAUAAGAACGUAACAGUGAAUUCACUGCCUUUCCUUGAAGGUACUGCAUUGCAUCCCAGGGAAAAAAGAAGGACCAGAGUAAGAAACGCUUUCGGUGAAUGUCCUGGGCACAGGGACUCCACCUUCUUUUGCAAAGACGAUGGAGUUGGUCCUAGUGGUAGUCGGGGUCCUUCCGGUGAUGAUGGAUCUCCAGGAUCAAGUAAGAAUUAUUUACAAGAAACGACAAGGCUAACAGACUGAUCUAUUAAAUCAAUCUAUUUUACGAGCCAUAUAAAGGCGAUCUUCAAUGAUUUUGUUAAGUUUGCUAAGUGUCAUCAACCCUAUUCAGACCUGGGACGUCAUUGUGUAAAUCAAGUUAUACCUAGAUAUUGGAAAUGAUGAGUACAUUAUUCUGUUUCAUUUUGAUGGUCGUACCAUUAGGGAGUUUACGUAGUGACAUUUUUGAGCGACGCACGCCAACCGAAAAAAAUUUGUUUAAAAUCACGGCUCAAGAUAGCCUCCCACGCAGGCGUUUUUAGGGAAGCUCGUAUUUCUUCCCUCCCCACAGACAGCUCCCCUAAAAACGCCUGCGUGGGAGGCUAGGCUCAAGAGUGCCUAAAGUCCAGUUCCGGUUGACGCCCGUGGCUGAAAAACGUCGCUCAACGCCCUUCCCCUGACGAGACAAAAACGGCGUCACGGUAGACUAGAUCGAGGGGAGUUUGAGUAUUUAUAGAAUAAUGCAGAUGGUUAAUCAUUUACUUAUGGUUACCUGCCCCUCCCCUAAGCUAACGUUUUGCCCUAAGUAAGUGUCUGAAUGUUGGCUUGGAGGAGGGAAGGUGGGCAGUUUUCCAGAAACUUUAAUUGAUCCUUUUUUCUCAGCUCCUCAAACCGGAGGAAGUGAUGGUUCUGUCGGUGGACCUGCUGUUAAAUCCGGGACCUUGGAGACAGAGGAUAAACAAAGCUAUCCUGUGGAUUUACUAGAAAUCAUGAGAAGACAAGCCGAGGAUUUGUUGCUUAGCAACAGUGGUGAUCAGAAAGGCCGGGAAGCAUUAGAGUUUAUAAAAAGUGUGACUGACGAAAUAACUAGAGAUGAAAACGCGCAGCGGAUCAACAAAUGUGAGCUUUUGGGAACUUAGUUUUUCGGCAAAGAAUUUUUAAAAAUUGGAUAUAUAAAAGCGAGAGCCCAUAUUCUCAGAAUUUCCAUGGGCUGGCACAAAAUGUUUACUUCCGUAAACUGUCACCCCAUCUUUUAUGAAGGACGUGCUCGGUCAGAUUUGAGAUAUGUUGAAUUCAAAGGCUCAAGUAAUUGUUUCUUUAAACCAUAUAUCACCCUAUGUAAGGGGAUCCAAACAAUCUUAGAUUCUGUAAUUCUGGAUUCCAGGUCUCUAUGUCAGUGGAAUUGGGACUCCGAUUUUCAAUCGUUGGUGGGUUUCCCGAUUCCUUGAGCUGUAUUCCUGAUUUCAAGUCCCAGAAUUCCGGAUUACAGUCAAAAAUUUCUCGUAUCUUUAUAGAUAUUUGAAGCCACUUAUAUUGUUAUUUAUACAAACAGAGAAAGGGAGAGGAAGAAAGGGAGGGGAGAGUGAGGGUUCGGAUCUCUUUGUAUGCCCCUGAAUGAUGGGACUUUCGAAUGUUGCCGUUGGUAAUUAACAUUAAGAUCUUGACAUCAAAUUAAAGCACGUUUUAACCUGCAUCGUCUUUCCUUUAGACGCAACACGGAAACUUGCCUUCCUGGGUAAAGAUGGCUUUGAUAUAUUUGGAAACAACAAGCUAUUUGCCCCGCGCAUCAAAUGGGAGGCCCUUGAAGGAACUGUGGAAGUCAUUAAAGAUGCAGCUGAAAAAUAUGAAAAUGCUUUCAACGAUAUCAUCUCCACAGUGACGGACACCGAAAACUUUAAAGCGGUUAGUUAUCGUCAAAACCAUGAUGUUACAGAUUAGGAUCUUUUGUCGUCCAAACAGUUAAACCACAGUUAUAAAUGAUUUAUAUUUCCUUCUUUUGUCUCGCUGUAGUAACAUGACACUAUCAUAACUUUUUUCAUUCUCAUGUUUUGUUGCGGAGUGGUUAACAUCUCGAACAUCCGAUCUUUCGGGUUCCUAGGUUAAUCUCCAGAUGUAGGCGGAGGCCGAUGCAUAUUCUGCAUAUUAUUGUUAUUGAUAACAAUUCAUCAUCACCAUCACCAUCAUGCUAUCAUCAUCAUCAUCAUCAUCGUCGUCGUCGUCGUCACUUUCACCAUAAUCGUCAUCAUCAUCACCAUUAUCAUCAUCAUCAUCAUCAUCAUCAUCAUCAUCAUCGUUAUUUAUUUAUUUAAUUAUUUAUUUACACAAUUGUUGCCAGCAUUAAUUCUGAAAGUACCAUUGUCUUUCUGUUUUAUUGUUUGUUUGUGUUUUUUCUUCAAAGAUGGGUUCUAAAAUAUCUGAAGUAGCUUCACUACAAGUAAAUGCAGAAAGAAGACGUCUAGAGCAGAAUCAAUAUAUAGCUGAGAGUGAGAAAAGAUUGUAUGUCAAGGUAUUCGACCUUUCUCAUAAGAUGAUUUUGAGUGGCAUUUGAAUUAUAUAUAUAAAAAUAAGCUGCGUUUUCAAUCGCAACUAAAAUGACUAGCUUCUUUUCAAUUUGCUCAGAAAUCGCAAAUUGAAAUCUCUGUUUCACGAUCAUGCCCAUUGACUGGUGGAAAAUAUGUAUAUUUGUUUUAGUAUUAAUGUGUUGGGAGGAAUAACAAAAGUAGUCAAUGACUGGCCUCACGGGAAACAGUCUGCAUAGCUCUUUCCUGUGCACGUGAUCAGAGAGGGGGAGUGGUUUUUACCCGAAUGGUGGAGAGGCCAGCGCUAAGCAGAAAACUUUGAUAGUGAGUCCCGGGAAAUAAAACGCAAUAUUCCCUCUAGAGACUGUAUGACCUUUUAUAAUACCGGAAUUAGUGAAUUAGGCUUUAUCUACUUCUUGAGUCCUUUUCCCGAUUUCGUUACUGAAGGGAAUUAAAUUUGAAGAGCAAAGGAUGACCAGUAUACUUGAAAGUAUUGGCGUAACGCUUGGUGAUGCAUAUGUAAAAGGCCAAUUUAAUGGAGCUGAUCUAAUAGCUAUGCUUCAGGGAGUUGUAGGCUUUUACAAGGCAAUUCGUGACAAAAGCCCGUCGGACUUUAUUGAUAACGCCCUUAGCGUAGCGGAUUCAUUUCGUGGGAAACAAUGCCUGAAAAAGCUCAGCGACUACCGUGAAAGUAUCACGAAAUGGCUGACGUUUGGAGAGAACUACCAACCAUACGAAGAUCCAAGCCAACUGGAUUUUGAUCAACUUGAUGUUACUGCGAUCCCGGAAAUAAUGCAUGUAGCUACUAAAUACGUGUUUAGGGGCAAGUGGUAGGUGUGGGGAAAUUCACUUCCAAUUAGAAGACGGCUAAAGGAAUAAAAAUAUCCUCAAGGUGGCUAAUAUAAAAUUGAAAUGCGGUUGCCAGGCUCUUGUAAGGUCUGGAACUAUUAAAUUUUUUUUCUGGGGUCGUUAAAACGACCGCCUCAAAUCUCAGUAGUGCAGAUAAGUAUAAGUUUAUCUUUAUUCCUUGAGGAAGAAGCCUAUAAAAUUACUAAUCGUAUUUGAGAGAACUAGCUAGGUACGAUUCUCUGUUGAGCAUCAUGUGUGGUAUACCAAGGAGAGGAUACUUGAAGCAGCCACGCCUGGCCUGGAUAAAAGGGAGUAGUCGCUAAGAGUGAUCAGCAUCAAAUUUCUCCUUGUAAUAUGGAUGCUUUGUAAACAGAGUGGUCAUGAGAAUUUGCUUGAUAUUUUAUCAUUUUCUCCCCACUACUUCUGUAGGAAAUGAGUAGGAGCAACAAAUAAGAAUUCAACUUUUGAUCUUAGGGUUAAAGCGUUAAGGGAAAAGCCCUUGGGAGGCUAUCUGGGAUUUGCUUAUUCACACACCUUCUAACUUGUCUUGCUUACAAUUCUCUAUUUCUGUUUAAAAAGGCAAAUCUUGAGAUGAACAAAGUUGAGCUUAGGAAGGAACUUCUGUGUCUUAUGGAGGUGGCUUCAUUACCCACCGGUCCGGCCGCUCUUGACGCGGAAAUAGAGUCAUUCUUUGUCUCGGGAGCGGCUCGUAUUGACCUGAUAGGAAAAUGCAUGGAUCUCGAUAACGAAAUGGGGGGAUAUUUGUUUGAUGUUCCUCUUCUAAGUGAUACAGAAAAUGCAAUCAAAGAAGUUGGAAAAUCAGACGGUGAGAAAAGACGUACAGUCAACUCUCUCCAAGACGGACACCUUUGGGACUGGCACUAAGUGUCCGUCUUAGAGAGAUGUCCGUGUUAUAAAUAGUAAAUAUAGGGAGUAAGCAAAGGCAGGAACCUAGUCUAGGUGUCCGUUUUACAGAGGUGUCCGUUAGGAGAGAGUCGACUGUAUAAAACGUAACUUAACAAAAAAAGGAACGAGUUAAGGUCGGGGUAGGGCCGAUGGAUGCUAUCCCCCUCCCCGAAGUCUUUUUUCAGUUGUUUCUUCCAACGAAGAAGUACUUAGAACUUUGCAAAUCAUCAAAAGUUCGAUCCAGGCACACAAAAGUAAUAGUUUGUCGGACAUUAGGCAUCUUAGUACUGUACGUUUUCCACUGGUGUGCGAUCUAAUCAGGCAUGCGUUCUAUAUAUCUGAUGGUAUUUUGUAUUCUUCAUUUAAGAAACUCCUUUAACCACAAAACUUCAGCAGAACUUCCUGGAUUAUUUACUCAGCACAUACAGAGCACUGGAGCGGUCGUUCAUGAGAAACCUGUAUGAACUUCACAAAGCUUUUGUAUUCCGCACACUUUGGGAAGGAAACAGUCCGCUGACAUCUUUUCAACGAUUGGCCAGUGAAAGUGCGUUGGGGACUGGGAGACUUAACGGAGCUGUUGAACUAACAAAUGUAUUACAGAAUCUGAAACAACUUCAAGAUAAAGCUGUAAAAUGCUUCACGAAUAACAUUUUUGCUACUGGUAUCAAGAGAUGGAGCUGGAGCAAAAGGCGAAAUCCCGCAGUAAGUCAGAAAAUCACAAGACAUUGCGUCGUUUAAGCGAUCUGUUAAAGCUUACAUGGCUUAAAGUGUAGGGCUUGUAAAUUCUGUAAAUAGCCUUAGUUUUAGAUUCUGCUUCUAGCCAUUUUGUAGACCUAUUUAUAGUUAGUAUUUUAAUAGUAUUAAUGUAUAGGUUACUAGUAUACUUUUACAUUUUUUUUAAUUGUACACUCGUACACGUUUUAACGAGAACUUUAGUGCUCCUGGGUGUUACGUGUCUAAAUGAAGGAUUUGAUUUGGUUUGAUUUGACUGCUAGGGUUGACGGUGGCUGUGUGGAAUCGAAUAGCAUGGUAUAGUUCUUUGCGACAAAAACAUUGCGAUAUGAACUAACUGCGCAGUAAAAAAAAAGUUUCUUCGGAUAGCUUCUGCGUACGCACCAUUGACUCACAAUUAAGUAAAAUGUUAUCGCUAAAACAUGCGUUCCCAAAAACGACAUUAUUCACUCGAAGGGGUAUAAUCACGAAAUGUGUAAUAUACAUGGUCAUUGUCACCCUCUGUGAAUUGAGUAAUUUUCUGUUUUUAUUUAAUAUUAUGUUUUCAGCUUUUCGAAGACCUUACGAAUGGCUAUGCGAAAUUCACCCUCAGGAUUGAUAAAAGCUGUAAAAAGUGUUACAAUCUACGACUACUUAAGGUAUUCACCAGCUUUAUUUAGUGGUAGCCCUUUCUGUUUGGUUAUAUUUAAAAAAAUCCCUGAUUGUUCGCUCUCCCCGCAGGGGCGGAUCUAGGGAGAGGGUGCAAGGGGUGCGCACCCUCCCUCCCCGAGAUGACCUGCGGUUUUCUAAUACAACUGGUAUUCUGCAAAAAAAAAGUAGAGCAAGAGACGAGUGCACCCCCUCCUAAAAAAAUCCUGGAUCCGCCCCUGCCCCGGGAAUAGAACAGUACCCUACGAUGUUUUAUUACUUCACUUUCUUACCCAGAAAAAUUCACUGAUCAUGUUGCUUUGAAUUCACAGUUGUAUGUGGAACUUACUGGCGAUGAAGACCAGCCCUCUUCUGUUCCUGAUAAAGUUCAUCUUCAAGUACGUCAUCUCAGCGCGUCUUAUUUUCGAGCUGGGGACGGCACCACCAAGAAAUACUAUCAAUCUAUCGGCUCGUACAGGAACGUUGAAUUUGACCGGUUUAGUGUCACAAACAAACGGAAGUGCCAGGAAGCAAAGGCUCAAGGAAGUAAGUAGGUUACUAAGGGAGGUACUCAAUUUGAUGACCUACAAGAGAAGGCGCCGCCCGAAAGUGGUACCUUUCAUUGCCGGCUCCAGACCUGAAGAUAAGGGGGGCGGGGGUGGGGCGGUCGUGUGUGUGUGUGUGUGUGUGGGGAGUCAUCCAGACCCUUAGAUAAGGAGGAGGCGGUCUCCAAAAAAAGUUUUUUUGACCCUUCGGGCAGAAAGGAAUACUUGUAGAUUGACUUUUCAGACCAAGGGCCAGCAAGCAUUUGUAUCGACAUCCCUAGGUAGAACGCAUGCCAUUCAGCAGAUCCUCUCCCAUCGAGUUAGUGCUCACAUAUGACACUCACUCUUUUUUUAAGUCACUCCUGGCUUUUGGUAAAACUACUGAUACUACUGAUAUAAUAAUAGGGUCUCAAUGGGGUGGUGUCUUUUACGGUUAUCGGCUAAAAUUUUGGCUCUUUUUAUUUCAGUUACGGUUAACAAAAAAGUUAAAAAUUAAUUUCUUUUGUUUCAAAGAGUUAAAUAUUAAUAAACCUGUAUUUUUGGUAUCUUUAAGCAAAAUAAAGGUCUUGGGAUCAUCUCGGGAUGAAAUAAGUUAUUCUUUUGAAACAUUUUAACAUUUGAUAGAACAUACUUUUAAGUAUUCCACUUCUAAUAUUAUUUUACCCAUAGGAAUGUCAACGGUUACUUUUACAAAUCUAGGGAACAGUUUCUUUUACGGUUAACUUUUUUUUACCCUAUUUACGACUAACGGUUAAAAUUCUUCAACUUUUACGGCUAUCGACUAAAUUUUUGGACGUUUUACGCCUAUCAGUUAACCCCAUUAUGACCCUCUAAUAAGCUAUUUCUGAACAAAAACCUGUAGUAGGUCAUCAUGCAUUGUUGUUGCUGUUGUUUUUUUCUCUUUAGAAAUCUCCUUGUUCUGCCUUUCAAAGGACGAUUCUCGUUGGCAUUCAAUGUGUGAUAACCAGUUAACUACGCGAGGCCGUUCUAAUAAAGAUAAGCUUCUUGGAGCUGAGGAGUGCAAGAGUCCGUUUGGUGUUUAUGAUCUUAGGAUCCCUGUUGAUGAAAACCUGAGUUGUGAUGACAACAAGAUCACAAACACAAACUGCAAAGAUCUUGACGUGAGUAUCAAAGCCUGUUAUUCUGGGGAUUAAACGACUGCUCAUGUGCCACUUUAACAAAGAAAAGGGGACUGGACACGAAACGCAUCUCGCAAUUGUUUCUGGGAUUGUUACUGGGCAUGCGCCGGUCAGCUAUUGGCUCAAUUUUUUCCUGGUCCCUAGUAACAAUCCCAGAAGUCUUUGCGAAAGUCAACUCGGCCCAGUUUCCUUCGCGUGUCUAAAUGGCGAAUACUGAAACACGUGACGCACGGUGAUGUUAAUAAGAACUUGUUGAUAUAAAUACAUAAAUAAUAACUGAAUAAAUAACUUUACAGUGGCAAUCCAACCACUGGUGACUUAAGGCAUUUUUAUUAAACUAAGCAGAAGCAACCUGCGUGCAAUGAAACACCACAAAUGCUGCCAUCUCUGUGACAAGAGACUUUGAUGCGAACCUCAUCUCUGACCUAGAAGUAAUAAUCUUUCUUUUUCACCCUCUGAUAGAAAUCCUCACUUUGUCUUUUAUAUCUAAAAAUGUGUUCUCUUGAUAAACAAUUGUUUUAUUUUAUUUUAUUCCUUAAGCGUUCCAAGUUCACGAGGCUCCGCGUAUGGACGGAAUAUUUCUACUGGCCUGACCAAUACCCCGAGGGGCCUGAUGAUAAGACAUGUAAAAUCCCCUUGAGCAAAAGAAAUGUAACAGUGACAGUUGACGAUGAUUAA
This is a messenger RNA of Porites lobata, 15363 nucleotides long. Lineage: Eukaryota; Metazoa; Cnidaria; Anthozoa; Scleractinia; Poritidae. The record is from the annotation of a GenBank genome assembly.